CGCAUGGUGGUGCCGUGGGCCGCAGCCGGCCCGUGGGCGGCCUCCAUCGCGACCGCGUGGCUCUCGCGCUGUCCCGCGUGCCCGGAGGCCCGCGUGACGUGCGGGGCCUGCCCCGCGUGCCCUCCGGCGGCGGCCGCCGCCCCCUGCCCGGGCUGCCCGGGCUGCCCGGACUGCAGUCUGACCUGCGGGACCGGGCCAGGCUGGUGGGCGGUCCUUGCCGCCCUGGCGGCUGGCCUCGCGGCCGGUGGCAGCUUCCGCGUGGCGCUGGGCUGGGCCGCCCGAGCCGCCUCGCUCUUCGUCGGCGGGACCGACCCGCCGCGGCGCGAGGGUGCGGCGCCCGUGACCCUGCUCGUCGAGGACGACGGAGCGGGCCAGGCGCAGGUGUGCGUGAACUACGACGACGACGAGAACUUCCAGUGGCACCACAGGGUGCUCCUCGAGCAGCUCAGCCCUGGCAUCUGGGUGGCGGCGACUCCCGACGGCGAGGUGCUGACGCUGGACCUCAGCAAGCACCUGGUCGUCCCCCUGCGCCGGGUGUCCGCGUUCCCGGUCCGGGUUCGUGGGCAGGUCUACGCGUUCGGCGAUCAGUCGGACGAGGACAUCGAGGCGCUGCGCGUGGAGGCGCGCGGCCUCGCCCUGGUCAUGGGCGUCGCUGCCCCAGCUGGGACUGCUGGCGGCGUCGUGCCGCGCUGGAUCGUCUCGGACCCAGGCUCGCCCGAGUUCGGGCGCGAGCUGGACCUCCACCUCAUCGGGAACCCGGAGCGGCUGAUCAGCCGCGACGCGGUGGGCAUCGCGAUGCUCAGCGAGGAGGAGGGCUGGGUCUCGGUCGAGAACGUGCAGCCGGCCGACGAGGAGGACUGGCGCGCCGAGAAGCGCCGAGGCCCGGGACGCGACCCGCGGAUCCUCCCGCUGGCGCGGCGGGGUCGCGGGCUCCAGGUGACGCUCGGGGAGGCGAUCGCGAAGAUGAACGCGGUCGACUUCGACGACUGGCCCUUUCGGGGGCCGAAGGCCCUGCCCGAGCUGCUGGCCGCCAUCCUCGCCACCGGGCUGACCCUCACGUCCUGCUGGGGGUACUGGGUCUCGGAGUCGGGGGUGUCGCGGAACGCCGCGGUGGCCCAGGAGGUGCGGCACGCGCUGAACCAGCUGCACCACGCCGUGACCUACGACCUCGUGGACCCGUCGAACCUGGCGUCUCUGGAGCUCCUGGGACGCCAGGUGCUGCAGAUCCAGCGGGCGGUGAAGAGGUGCCCGCGCCACCCGAGCUUCGAGGGCCUCGGCCUGAUGCUGAGCAGCUCCUUGGACGAGAGCGGAGGCGUCGUGACGUCGAAGUUCGACGCGUUCGUGGCCGAGGAGCAGAAGUCGCAGGGCAUCAUUCUGAAGCAGGAGCGGAUGUACCGGGAGGAGCAGGAGUCGGAGGCGAAGAAGUACGAGAGGCAGGGCGACGACAGGGAGAGGGGCCCCAGGGCGGAUCCGAAGGGCAAGGCAAAGCCGAAGCCCAAGGCCGCCGCGAAGGAGUCGGUCAUCAAGCGAGUCCGACGUCGUGUCCGCGGCUUCGGCGACCGACCGAAAGACAUGGACUGUGCUGGAGCCCUGCAGGAGCUCCUCAAGUGCAAGGAUCUGUACUCGAACAUGGGCGAGGCUUCUACUCGCCGCGACUAUGAUGCUGACAAGCUCAAUGUGUUACGACGUGCGCCACAUGACCGGCCUCGUCAGCUUCGAGACGUUGCCCCUCGGCACGUCACCGAGGCGCUGGACCACUUCAACUCGGACGUCGUUCGCCCCACGCCGAACAUCCCCGAGGACGAGGUCAUCGUGGAGCCUUACUGGGACCCCCUCCUCAACCCGCGCGACCCUCGGAACCGACCACGCCUCGUCGACUUCCUUCGACGACUCGCUGCACGGGGCCUGGUGGAUGGCCGGGCGCGUCGGAAGGCGUGCGUCAGUACCUUCUUCGUCGCCAAGAAGAACGGCGACAUCCGCAUGGUCGUGGACGCUCGCCAGCCCAACCAGCUGCACAAGCUCCCCCCUCGGACUGUGCAGGCAUCCGGUGAGGCGCUGGGCUCGAUCAACUUGCUCGACGCCGUCGGCGCGAGCCCCGAGGACUUGGCGGAUUUCGACGGCUGCUACGAGUCGCUCUGCGCAGGCUCCGUGGACCUCAUGGACGGGUUCUACCAGUUCGCCGACCCCUCGUGGGGCAGCUGGAUGUGCUUCGACGUGGAGGUCACUGCUGACGAGCUCGGGCUCGACUCGAUCUACGACGAGAAGCUCGGGCGCCGCGUGGCCGUGUCAGGCGACGACGUCAUCUGGCCCUGCUUCGCGGCGUUGCCCAUGGGCUGGAGCUGGGCGCUCUGGAUCUGCCACGAGGUUCUCGUCGACGCGAUGGACGAGGCGGGCCUCCCAGGCGACGGCUGGUGCCUUGACAAAGCCCGUGCGCCGACUCUCGUCGGACAGGCUGUCGUCAGGGCGCCGUGCGUCGACAACGGGAAUCUUGUCGCGCUCAGCGCGCCGGCGCUCAACGACCGGCUGGACAAGCUCACUGCUGAACUGGAUCGUCGCGGGCUUCGCUGGCACGAGCUCGAGCGCGCGCAGCCCGGCCUUGUCAUCUUGGGGCUGGUGCUCGACGGGCGCGAGGGCCGGCUCAGGCAUGCCGCCAAGCGCGCCUGGAGGCUCUACCUGUUUCUGCACCACGUGCUUCGGACGCCAUGGCUCGCCCGCUGGCAGCUGCGGCGAAUCGUCGGCCACCUGGUGCACUACUUCUCCGUCGUGCGCCCCGGGCUCAGCGUGCUGGGGUCCUGCUACACGUUCAUCGGAGACGGCGACCUGUCCCCUGUCGUGCGCUUGCCUGGAGAUGUUCUCGGUGAGCUCGCAGUUGCUGCAGGCCUCGUCUUCCUCGGCGAAGUGGACCUGUGCCGCGUGCCGUCCGACGUCGCCUUCACGACCGACAGCUCGCUGCGAGGCUACGCCGUCUGCGAAGCCCGACUGGAGCCCUGGGAGGUACUGGCGGCCACCAGAUGGCGCGAGCGCCAGCGGUUCGUCGCCACCGAGCCCGAGGUCGCGCCCGACGACGAGCAGUACGAAGGGCGGGCCGCCGGCUUUUGCGACAUCUCCGGGCCACUGCCCGUCGAGCUGCCGCCCCGGCUGCGGCGCGCCGUGGCCAAGAGGCGCCGGGUCGAGUUGGAGAUCGGGGUCCCGCCCGAGCCGUUGGCGGACGCUCUGCUGGACGCUAGCCGCUGGGUGGAGCGCCGCCGUGGCGCGUGGCGCCGGCCGGGCCGUAUUCACGCCCUCGAGGCGCGCGCCGCCGUCGCACCGCUAUGGAGAGCGGCAGGCGACGUCAACUUCCACGGGGAGGAGAUCCUCAGUCUGUGCGACAACAUGUCGUCGGUCCUCGCCUUUGAGAAGGGCAGGGCCACCAAUUUUGAGCUCCUGGCGCAGUGCCGCCGGGUUGCGGCCGUCUGCUUCGGGUGCGAGAUCCGCUGGCGCCCGAGGCACGUGCCAGGGAUCUACAACGUCGCGGACCACGGGAGCCGGGCGGCUGACCGAGGUGAGCCCCUCGCCGGACGCUACCGCGGACGAGGCGCCCUGUCGGCGCCCACCAGCGGCAGCCGCCGAAUUCCCGUGGUCCCGCCAGCCGCGGGCAGGGCCAAGGCCCCGCCGACCGCGGCUACCGAGUUUGAGAUCGGACGAGAGCAGGCCGAGUUGCUGGGAGUAAAAGGCAUCAAGAUGAAGUCUCGAAAGUACGCCCCAACGAGCGACCCCGACGAGAUCGACCUGAGCAUGUUCGAGGCCUCCCUGUUGCACUCGAGCCUCCUGGAGUUCCUCUACGGGGCCCACGUGUACAUCUUGGGGCACGCGAAGAUCCUCAACAGGACCCUCCUGAGCGCCCUCGGCCUCCUGAAGUUCUUCUUCAACAGGGCCCACCUGUACACCUUGGGCCACACGAAGAGCCUCAACGGGGACUGGCUAAGCGCCCUCGGCCUCCUGAAGUUCCUCGACGGGCGUCUCGUUGAACAUUGGCUCAAAUCGGGAGAAGUCUGGUGGGUCCACCUGGGCCUGCCUUGUACGAGGUGGGUGCCCGUCGGGGGCACGCGCGAUCCAUCGCCGGCGGACCGCACGCUCGUGGCGUUCACAGUCCGUGUCUUGCGACUCUGCCGGACCCUCGGGAUCUUCGUCACCUUCGAGAACCCGCCUGCGAGCCGAGUCUGGAAGUGGCCCGCGUUGCAGCGCGAGCUGCAGCGCCUUGCCUGGCCGAAGGUGCUGUUCGACUCGUGCAGGUUCGGCGCGCCCUUCAAGAAGCCAGGUGCGAUCGCCGGGAGCCUUCCCGGGCUGGGUCAUCUUGCACUGCGCUGCUGCUGCGCUUGCCGCCACAGGGUCGAGCUGCAGGGCAAGGCCCGGCAUCCGACGCGAGGCCAGGGUGGGCCACCGCGCUCGACCCGCGCCCGCGCAGCCGCUGACGUGGCGGUUGCACCAGCGCCGGCGCAGCCGCGGUCGCACUGGCAGCCGCGGGCAACGCCUGGCGUCGACGCCCGCGGGGCAGACGUCGAGGCAGACGCCGACUCAGCCGUGCUGACGCCCAGGCGCGCAGGCCAGAGCCAACGUGACCCUGUCCCCCGUCCAGUGGCCGUGGCCGCCCGGCGCCGCCGAGCGCAGGCUGCCGCGCGCGGAGACGUCGCUGCUAGUCAGCGACAGGCCGCCCCUGGAGAGUACCUCCGCCUGGCUUCGCUGCGGCCAGCCACGGUCGACAGCUACACGUCCGCCGUGAUCGAGCUGACCGACUACGCCAAUCGCCGGGGCCUGCUGCUGACCACGCCGGAGCUGGCAGACGAGACGCUCAACUUGUACUUCGAAGACUUGUUCUUUGCAGGUGAGCCCCAGUACUUGGCUCGAAACGCGCUGUAUGGGCUCUGCAAAGUUCGAGGAUGGUCUGCUAGCCGACCUCGUUUCCAUAAGGCCAAAGAUGCUCUGACUGGCUGGGCGGCAAAACUGCCGGCUACGCCGCGAGAGCCGCCACCGUUCGAGGCCGUCCAACUGACCUGUGCUGUGCUCGACAACGGGACCACGUCCGACCUGCUGGCGUGCCUGGCCUCCGUGACCGGGUUCGACAUGUACUUCCGGCCUGGCGAGCUGCUCGCCAUCAAGCCGGAGCACGUCUUCGGCUCUCGUACGUCAGGCCGGGCUUCUGACAUCACCGUCGUCGUAGCGCCGCUAGGCGACGACAAGCCAGCCAAGAACAAAGAUUUCGACUGCGCGGUGAAGGCCGGCACUGACCUGCCUGUUCGCCGAAUUGUUCCCGAGAUUCUCUCUAG
This is a messenger RNA of Prorocentrum cordatum, 5303 nucleotides long. Lineage: Eukaryota; Dinophyceae; Prorocentrales; Prorocentraceae. The record is from the annotation of a GenBank genome assembly.